Ustilaginoidea virens is the source of this 2247-nucleotide messenger RNA. RefSeq lists its product as uncharacterized. The coding region runs from base 1 to 2247 and encodes 748 amino acids. Gene Ontology annotation, cellular component: centrosome; equatorial microtubule organizing center; gamma-tubulin complex. The transcript is spliced from 2 exons. Gene Ontology annotation, molecular function: microtubule minus-end binding; gamma-tubulin binding. Gene Ontology annotation, biological process: microtubule nucleation; meiotic cell cycle; spindle assembly. Lineage: Eukaryota; Fungi; Ascomycota; Sordariomycetes; Hypocreales; Clavicipitaceae. The record is from RefSeq and is a predicted model, not a curated record.
AUGCUGCAGGAAAUCCUCCUGUCCCUCUCCGGCCACCCGUCGCCUCUGCUGCGCAACCCGGCGUCGCCUGAAGCCGAUGCCCUCGCAGGCAUCACCCCCCCCGAGCGACAGCUGCUCUCGUCCGCCGGCCACCUGAGCGACCUGGUGGCCAAGCUCGCCGCCUACUCGGCCGAGGUGUCCGCCUCCCACGCCAGCACGAUAUGCCGCGCCGUCGCGACCGCCGUGCGCGCCGUCCACCUGGACGCGUUUCGGGAAAAGGUGCUCGAGGUGGAGCGAGGCAUCCUGAGAGACGACCCGGAGUGGGUGGGCGCGUACAACAUUGUGCCUCUGACGGCCGUCAUGGGCGAGUUUCAGCAGUGGACGAGGAGGCUCGAGUGGCUGUGGGAUACCGUGAGAUUUGUCAUGGCUGCCGGCAGCCCGUGCAGGGGGGCCGCGCUGAUUGAUCGGCUGAGAGACGAGAUGCAGAGCGGCUAUCGAGACGUUGCGGACGCGGCGCGGAGCCUGGUUUGCGUGGCCGAGACGGCGUGGUUGAAGCAGGUGUCCGCCUGGGUGCUGUACGGGAGGCUGCCGACGUUUGGCACGGAUGACUUUUUUGUGCAAAGGGCGCCUGGGCCGGCCGAGGACUACAUUUGCGCGGCGGACCGUCUCCCGUCCUUUGUCACGGGCGCGACGGCCGCCUCGAUGCUCUUCAUUGGCAAGUCUCUCAACCACGUCCGAGCCAUGAACAGCGCCAGUGGCGCCGACUCGGCACCCGCCGACGGCGCGGCGCACGUGUCGGCCAAGCUGUCCGAGCUGUCGCGCCUCUCGUUCCCCCUCGAGAGCGCAGACUUUUCCAAAGCCAUCAAGGCCAUCCGCGUCUCCCUGUCGCAAAACACGCUCCAGAAGAUGCUCCCGCUGGCCAGGGUGGCGGAGAUGAUGCAGCUCCUCCGCGACUUCUUCCUCCUCGGCCGCGGCGAGUUCGCCAUGGCCCUCACGCAGGAGGCAGACGAGCGGGUCCGCAACCGCUGGCGCAGGGCGGGCAACCCCGCGCAGCGCGGGCGAGACCAGGGAUGGGGCGGCGUGGCCGUCCGGGACGGCGAGGUGGCCGCCGUGCUGAGCCGGACCUGGGCCGUGCUCGUGUCGCUGCAGGGCCAGCACGCCGACGAGGACGAGCAGCUCGACCUGGCGAGGAGCCUGGUGGAGCUGCACCUGACGCGGUCGAAGCCGCCCGCGGCGCUGAUGACGGGCCGGGGGCUGGACGUCGAGGCCGCCAACCUGCUGGCCGCGUCCCCCUUCCGCAGCAUGCUCUUCUCGGCGCCCGCCGCGCUGAGCCUCGAGGUCCCGCCGCCGCUGGACAUGGUCAUCUCCGCGUCCGACGUGCAGCUGUACUCGUGCAUCAACUCGUACCUGCUGGCCAUGCGCCGCGCGCACAUACGCCUGACGGACCUGUGGAAGAGCACCUCGCUGCGGCGCCACUGCCCGGCGCCCCGCGGCGCGUCCGACGGCGCGGCGGCGCUCCGCGAGCGCUGGUCCCACCGCGCCUGGCUGCUCCGCAGCUCCUGGACCACGGCCAGCGCCGCCAUCUUCUUCCUCGGCGAGACGGAGACGUACCUGCAGACGGAGAUUGUCCAGGGCUCGUGGGACAGCUUCCAGGGCUGGCUGCUCGGCGACCCUGACCGCGACCGCGACCCUAAGCCGGCCCCGGACCCGGCCCCGGCCCCGGCCCCCGCACCCGCCUCCGCCGACCCGCAGGCCCUCGCCGCCGCCCACACGCUCUACCUCCGCACCCUCGUCCGCCGCCUCCUCCUCACCCAGCCGUCCUUCACCCAGCCGCUCCACGCGCUCCUCACCCACAUCGACCGCCUCGUCGCCCACAUGCACCGCCUGCACGCGCUCUUCACCUCGCUCGACCUGGAGCGCGACGCCGGCGCGCCAGACGCCUCUGCCCACCUCGCCCGCGAGCAGGCCCAGGUGCUGGCCUCGCUGCGCUCCGUCGAGCACAGCGUCAAGCGGGGCAUCCGGGCCGUCGUCGACGCCCUGCGCGCCCUCGAGACCGACCCCGACCUGCUGGCCGACGGGGACGGCAGCCCCGCCGACGACGGGCUCGACGACGACGACGACGCCGCCGCCGCCGCCGCCGCCGCCGCCCCUGAGGAACGAGCCCCCGUGCCGGGACGGCUGGGCGGCGUGGACCGGCUGCUGAUGAAGCUGGAUUUCGGGAGCUGGAUCGGCCAGGCGGGCGGGGAGGAGGACUGGGGCGUGCAAUGA